Molecule: messenger RNA, 2915 nt
Organism: Grammomys surdaster
Lineage: Eukaryota; Metazoa; Chordata; Mammalia; Rodentia; Muridae
Gene: Adck1
Product: aarF domain containing kinase 1
Exons: 9
Coding region: 1-1431 (476 amino acids)
Biological process (GO): lipid homeostasis; protein phosphorylation; mitochondrion organization
Cellular component (GO): mitochondrial inner membrane
Molecular function (GO): ATP binding; protein kinase activity
Source: RefSeq, a predicted model, not a curated record
AUGGGAGGCAGGUGUGGGGCUCUUGGUGAGGAGGCACUGCACUCUAACAUCAAGCUGACCAGUGAAGCCAGUUACUGGGUACAUCUCCGCUCUGCCAGGCGUCUCUGUGAGCUGUGCUGUGCCAACCGGGGCACUUUCAUCAAGGUGGGCCAGCACCUGGGGGCUCUGGACUACCUCCUGCCAGAAGAGUACACCAGCACGCUAAAGGUGUUGCACAGUCAGGCCCCACAGAGCAGCAUGCAAGAGGUCCGUCAGGUCAUCCGAGAAGACCUGGGCAAGGAGAUCCAUGAUUUGUUCCUGAGCUUCGAUGACACUCCUCUCGGGGCAGCCUCCCUGGCCCAGGUCCACAAGGCAGUGUUGCAUGAUGGUCGGACAGUGGCAGUUAAGGUCCAGCACCCGAAGGUUCAGGCUCAAAGCUCCAAAGACAUUCUCCUGAUGGAGGUGCUCGUGCUGGCUGUGAAACAACUUUUCCCAGAUUUUGAAUUCAUGUGGCUGGUGGAUGAAGCCAAGAAGAACCUGCCUCUUGAGUUGGACUUCCUAAAUGAAGGGAGGAAUGCUGAGAAAGUGGCCCACAUGCUCAAGCACUUUGACUUCCUAAAGGUCCCCCAGAUUCACUGGGAGCUGUCUACCAAGAGGGUGCUCCUGAUGGAAUUUGUGGAGGGAGGUCAGGUGAACGACAGGGCUUACAUGGAGAAGAACCGGAUCGAUGUGAAUGAGAUCUCCUGCCACCUGGGCAAGAUGUACAGUGAGAUGAUCUUUGUCAAUGGCUUCGUGCACUGUGACCCCCACCCAGGCAAUGUGCUGGUGCGGAAGCGUCCUGACACGGGCAAGGCUGAGAUUGUCCUUUUGGACCAUGGGCUUUACCAGGUGCUGACGGAGGAGUUCCGCCUGGACUACUGCCAUCUGUGGCAGUCUCUGAUCUGGACCGACAUGGACAGGGUGAAACAGUACAGCCAGCGACUGGGAGCUGCAGACCUCUAUCCACUGUUUGCCUGUAUGCUGACAGCCCGGUCCUGGGACUCAGUCAAACGGGGCAUUGGGCAAGCUCCAGUCUCUGCCACUGAGGACUCAGAGAUUCGCAAUAAUGCGGCCUGCUACCUGCCUGAGAUCAGCCAGCUCCUUAACCAUGUGCCUCGCCAGAUGCUGCUCAUCCUGAAGACCAAUGAUCUCCUCCGCAGCAUUGAGACCACCCUGGGCACGCGCUCCAGCGCCAGCUCCUUCCUCAACAUGUCUCGGUGUUGUAUCAGGGCACUGGCUGAGCACAGGAAGAGGGAUGCUGGCUCAUUCUUCAGAAGGACCCAGAUAUCUUUCAGUGAGGCCUUUAGCCUCUGGCAGAUCAACCUUCAUGAACUUCUGCUUCGAGUGAAGGCCUUGAGGCUAGCUUGCUGGGUCUCAGCUCUCCUACGCUGGCUGACUCGGGCUCCACACUGAAUGUGACUGCCAUUCCCUGCCCCUUCCUAGUGUCUUUCCACACCUCAUUCUUUCCUUCACGCUGGGACUACCCACUAACCCAUGUCUGCCUAGGGUUGGCCUGUGGUCCCAGGGUGGUCACCCAUGGCACCAUCCAGCUCUGCCACAGGAGCCCCUGCCUUUUGGUGGCCUUGUCUUGGGGUCCUAGAAUGUACUGAAGAGUGAGUUUCUUUCCUCUAGGGUGGGGAUAAAGCAACCUCCCUCUUGUCUCCUGUAUGUGCCAUUGGCUUGGUCAUCCCUAGUUUUAUGAGGAUUGUCAGAAUGGACCAACCACAUGUGCCACAGGGGCAUGUUUAACUUGUAGUUAAUAAGUGGGGUCUCAGAACUUGCUGAGAACACACUUCAUAUUUUUGCCAUAUCACUCCCAAAGGUGUCCCACCUCAGUGAGGAAGGUUCCAUCUGAGAGUGAACAAUACAGCUGUAGGUUCAUGCUGUCAUGGUGGCACCUUCAGUGUUAUAUAUAUUGUUUAUCGUAAUAAACCUUUUCAAGGUUUCAGGGACUGUUCCUUCUGACUCUAUGGCUCCAUUUAGACUUUCAGUUGCUCUUGCUAGCUGCUCCCUUGGGAAACCCCUAGGUUUCUCAAAGAGGACUAGGAGAUCGAAGUUUGGUUUAGUUAUAGAAUUUAUUUGCUAGGUUGGGAUCAAAUCCUCAAGGUUGCCACAGUACACUUAAACACCAUGUACCCAGAGACCUUGCCUCUCGAAGCCAUGUAGGCUAUAAGACUCCUGUUGCCACAGGGCCACAUCCUGCUUCUUGGAGAUGUCUCCUGCCUUCUACAUCAUAGACCUUGGUUGGCGCCCAAAGCUUGGAACUACAGGCAGAGCUGGGUCCCUACUUGUUUCCUAUGACUGGGGUACCUGUCUCACUCAAGCGGCCAGGUCAGAACUUGCCCUCUGGUUCUCAGUCAGUGACCUGAGUCUCAGGUCUAGGAUUGUACUAGGUCCUUCCAGGUCUUUAGAGACACCAGUCUUCCUGAUGAGACCACAGUCACCAUGGCUGUACCCAUUCUGACACAUCCAUGUCACCUCAUCAAAUUUUGUCUCUAGUCUGUUUCCCCACCAGCAUUCAUAUCUCCCAAGCCCAUCGUUUGCUCCUGUGUGUCUGGAGGGUCUGGGGGUCCCUGAGACCCACAUAUGGAAGACCCUACUUCCAUGAUCAUCCAUGCUUGCAGUUGGAUAACUAUUUGAUCAGAAAAUCUGAACCUCAUUUCCUUUCUCUCUGUUAAUGAUAGAAGCAGAUUUUCUAGUGAGCAGAGACUAUUUGCAUUCUUUUAUUUUCUGAAAGAAGUAAUUGUUCUUGGUGACCAGUUGGAUGUACCCAGGGACCUAGGAGAGUAAUUCACGAGCUCUGUUAUUAAUCACAAGGAUACAUGCUGCAUAUUCUAUUUUAUGGUGUUUUUUACAGCCACUGACAUAAAUAUAAAUGUCCUUUCUGUAUAAGAUAA